UUUAGCAGCGCAUAGACAACAUUAAACGCAACGUCGACAAGCAAGCAGUCCACAUAAACACCAAGCGGCAAUUGUGGCAGCAGAGAGGGUUAAGGAAGCUUUCGAAUACAUAACGACAUACAAAUAUAUAUAUAUAUAUAAAUAAAUAUUUUUCGCUAGUCAGUUAUGUUGCAAUAUAUUAGCACAAUAAAAUUAAUAUUGUUGUUGCUGCUUACGCAAGUGUUGGUCAGUAAUACCAUUGAGCUGCUGGAACAGAAUAGCAAUGAACUUUUGGAACUAAAGGAAACAAACUCAACCAAAAAAGUAAAUGAAACUAUUCCCUCGACGGCUGCUAGCCAUGCGAUACCACGACAAUAUCCGCCACAAUUUGGUGGUCCCACCAGUGGCGGUGGCGGAUUUAACGGACUCGGCAACUGUCCGCUCUGCGAUGCUUCUGUUUAUAGCUAUUGUUCGCAGAAAAUGUUGCACGAUGACUGCUGUUGCGACUAUCCCGUGCCACAGCUUCGUCCUCCGCAAUGUUUCUACAAUGACUGUUCGCUGUUGUAUGCAAAAUCUUGUUACGAACAUUCGCUAAUCAAAAAUUGUUGCUGCUAUAACCCAUAUUAACUACGAAAAAUAUUGUUUAAUAUACUUAUGGUGGAAAUUUUA
This is a messenger RNA of Rhagoletis zephyria (snowberry fruit fly), 648 nucleotides long. RefSeq lists its product as uncharacterized. The record is from RefSeq and is a predicted model, not a curated record. Lineage: Eukaryota; Metazoa; Arthropoda; Insecta; Diptera; Tephritidae.